Molecule: messenger RNA, 1548 nt
Organism: Nezara viridula (southern green stink bug)
Lineage: Eukaryota; Metazoa; Arthropoda; Insecta; Hemiptera; Pentatomidae
Source: the annotation of a GenBank genome assembly
UGGAAAGUUACGCUAUGCUUAACUUUGUCAUUUCACCUGUCAAACAUAAACAAACUGGAUUUGAAUUCUUGCUCCAUUGUUCCAUCUCAUAAUUUAGCCUAUUUCUUAUUAUAUUUACAAGGCUUUAAAUGAAUCAUAAUAAUGUAAGGGGUGUAGGUUAGUCGUCUGUUUAGUUUGGAAUUGUUAAAACUAAUAUCUAUUUUAAGAAUACUUCUAACCAUGUUGAACCAAAACACUGUUGAUGCUUUAAGAUCUGCGUCCUACGUCGAAAAUUAUUUAGAUUGUGUAGAAAACCUUCCUGAAGACAUCCAGAGAUAUCUUUCCAGGCUACAUGAAUUGGAUAUCACCUACAGAAAUUUUAUGAAAGAUGCUGAAAAUUUCAAAGAAACUUUACAAAGGGAGGAUUUAGAACUCAAUGUUCAAAGGAAGACUCUUUUCAAAUUGGAACAGAUCCUCAUUGCUCUUCAAGAAGUUGGUGAUGAAAAAGUUGAAAUUGGGCAGCAUAUACUUGAUUUAAUUGAUAACAAAUAUCGAGCUUUGGAUCAAGAUCUGAGGGACCUUGGAGCAGCAGAUUUACACAAAGAGGAAGAGAACGCGGAGAGUGGAACUGGCAGUACUGGGAAAGAAAGCAGCAGGUCUGAACCCGUGAACCCAGCUCCUAACUCGGCUACGAGCGAAAGGUCCAAGAGAUCGAGAAGAAAUCGUGGUGAAGAUUCCAGCGGACCCGCUCUUCCACCUGAAAAUGAAUCUCAUAAGAAGCGACAGAGUGGGGGUGCCGCUACAAAGAAGAAAAAGAGGAAGUCUCGUUCGAGCAAUAACGCGAGAGAUGACUCGCCUCCUAGAGAGGAAGACAUCAUUAAUGCAGUUCAGGCGGAUAUUGAUGAACCUACUUACUGCUUGUGCGAUCAGAUCUCUUACGGAGAGAUGAUUCUGUGUGAUAAUGACCUCUGCCCGAUCGAAUGGUUUCACUUUGUAUGUGUAUCGCUCACCACCAAACCAAAGGGUAAGUGGUUUUGCCCUAAGUGCAGAGGCGAUCGACCGAAUGUAAUGAAGCCGAAAUCACAAUUUUUGAAAGAACUCGAAAGGUACAAUAAAGAAAAAGAAGAGAAGUCUUAGUUUUAGUCACUGUACGAGAGUAUGUAGAUUUGGAAAAAAGAAAACGAGAAAAAAAAAACGAAGACGAGCUGAACUAAUGGAAUUUGUGACUGAAAAGAAAUAUUUUUCAAAUUUUCAUUCUUAUAUUUAUUUUAAAUGUAUAGUGUUGGGAGAUAGAUUGGUAUAUGAAAUAGGUACUAAAGUACUAAUACCGUUAUUGUUAUAGUUUUGACCAUGCAGUUAUAUUUAACAGUUCAAAAUUAAUUUUAUUUUUUGAUUCACUUUAAAAAAAAAAAUUAAAUAAAAGAUUAUGUGACAUGUAAAAAUCAAAUCUUUCUGCUCAAGUUGCAUUUAUUCUUUAUGAAAAUUCCAAAUUUGAAAAUAUUUAACUUUAUAAAAUGGAUCGAUACCAUUCUAUGAAAUGAUUCAUUAAAUAAAAUGUACUAAUAAUAU